Molecule: messenger RNA, 4482 nt
Organism: Carassius gibelio (silver crucian carp)
Lineage: Eukaryota; Metazoa; Chordata; Actinopteri; Cypriniformes; Cyprinidae
Product: fibroblast growth factor 14
Exons: 5
Coding region: 1006-1752 (248 amino acids)
Biological process (GO): cell differentiation; positive regulation of gene expression; positive regulation of cell population proliferation
Cellular component (GO): cytoplasm
Molecular function (GO): fibroblast growth factor receptor binding; growth factor activity
Source: RefSeq, a predicted model, not a curated record
UGAUCUAUGAGGCUGAGGCGGGAAGCGCGUGCGUUCACUCGCUCCAAACGGCUGGAGACGCUAAAUGUGCUCGAGCUGGAGGAUGAAGAGGAGCAUUUCUUGAAUACGUUUCUUCCUGGCUAACGUUAGCACUUAUGCUGCACAUUUGUGUACUCCCGCUUCGGGGAAAGACUUUUUUAUUUGAGUUUAUCUAUUUGUUCGUUCCUGUCACACCGGGUAGACGUCAUCUUCACCGGAGCCGCUUACAUUUAUCCUUCAGAAGACAUGCUGCUUUAGAAAAGGAGAAAAAGAUACAUCGUUAUUGAUAAACUACGCGACCUAGAACAUGAGACUGAAUGGGGAGUGAUCGUCUGAGUAGAUUCCUUCUCAACAAUAAACACCUUCGUUCAAACUUAACUCACCGUUGUUACGCCGUCGGUUAUUCUCAAGAUGAAUGGACGUUUGAACGGAACCGGCGUGGAGAUCUGCUAAACUUGGUUAAUAUGUAAGUCAUAUGAAUAUGUGUAGUCGCAGGGCUCCACCUGGGAGACGAAGGUGGUCGCGUUUCUCCGCUUGACAGCUCAGAACGAAAAACGCUUUGUUUGCUCAGACUCCGGGAGUGGACGUCGCUGGCCAGGGUGCUGAAUUUCACCAGGUCCGGGUAAGAGAUAAACGAAGGAAAGUGACGGAUCAGAGAGACUCAGGCGUGCCGUGAAUAUAUUUUCACAUUCUGUAUGUUGGAGGAGCCGGGCAACUCAUCUGAUAAUCAUUUUUUAUCUUCGAAAUGAAAAUCAGACAACAUGUGAAAUACGGACAGUUGAGUAACACUUCGCCUUUGUAUUCAUUAUGCUAAUUCAGUGUCUUAUUUCGCCCGUCGUGAUGUGUGGAUAUCUUUGAUCAUCAUCCGUGCAUUUCAGAGGGCAGAGCACAGAAACGCAAAAAUGGGACAAUAAUUGAGACAGAUCGGGCGGUUUGUUGUUGUCUGUGCUUUGUGUGUAAGGAGUUCAACAGCCCUGUUUUUGAGACAUGGCAGCGGCGAUUGCCAGCGGUUUGAUCCGCCAGAAGAGACAGGCACGGGAGCAGCAUAUAGACCGACCAUCCACCAACAGAAGGAGAAAAAGCCCCAAUAAGAAUAAAGGGCUUUGCAACGGGAAUCUGGUCGACAUCUUCUCCAAAGUGCGAAUCUUCGGCCUCAGGAAACGCAGACUACGACGACAAGAUCCCCAGCUCAAGGGUAUAGUGACCAGGUUAUAUUGCAGGCAGGGAUACUACUUGCAGAUGAACCCAGAUGGAUCUCUUGAUGGGACUAAGGAUGACAGUAGUAAUUCUUCGUUGUUCAACCUCAUCCCUGUGGGCCUUCGGGUCGUUGCUAUUCAGUCUGUGAAGACGGGCUUGUACAUCGCCAUGAAUGGAGAAGGCCAUCUGUACACAUCAGAACUGUUUACGCCAGAAUGCAAGUUUAAAGAGUCCGUGUUUGAAAACUACUAUGUGAUCUACUCAUCCAUGCUGUAUAGGCAGCAGGAGUCGGGGAGAGCAUGGUUCCUUGGCUUAAAUAAAGAUGGCCAGGCCAUGAAGGGGAACCGGGUGAAGAAAACUAAACCAGCUGCUCACUUCCUGCCCAAGCCAUUAGAAGUCGCUAUGUACCGAGAGCCAUCAUUGCAUGACGUGGGGGAGACAGUGCCCAAACCUGCCGUGCCUCCCAGUAAAAGCACAGAGCCGGCCGUCAUGAACGGAGGCAAACCUGUCAGCAAGGAAACCAAGCCCACCACAUAGCCAGAUUCCAUCUUGGCCAUGCUCAACCCCGGAGAGCUGUGCUCCUUUUGUCAGACACUCCAUGUUUGUGGAUCAGAUCCAGGCAUCCUCUGCUCUCUCCUCCCCAUUCCCUCCACCCCCUUCACUCCUCUGACUGUUCCGAUCUAAUUCGACGACGGACUGGCUCCAGAAGAGUGGUCAGCUGUGCACGUAGGAGGAUGCGACUGGAUAAACCAGCUAAACUUUCACCAUGGAAUGCCCUAACUGAUAUGGAAUGCCUAUUGACAUACAAUAAAGCUGAUGUUUUUUCUGUAAUCGAGACAAUCCACGAGAAUGAAAUUGUGUACUGCAGGCGCUUGCGUGGUGGUUCUUUUGCCUGCUAACAGUCACCCGUUAUAACCCUUUUCUUGAACCCUGUCGCAGCAGAUCUAUUUUCUAUAUAUACAGUAACACCAGCUACGCUCUGGGGUAAUACUGUAAAGAUAUACAUAUAUAUGGACUGGAAUCUACAACCUUCUUUUUUUUCAAAUUAAGUAUGCUCCUGUGUCUCCUCCUUUCUAGGUGUCCCCCAGUCUCUGAAGCGCAAAGUUCCAAAUUUUUCCCUUUUGUCGGUGACUUAGGAAAUUUGUUGUCGGGGCAAUGUGCGAUGUGUUCUGGUGUGCAGUCAUUCAAACACAACGAAGGAUUCUCACAUAGUACCUUCACAAUGUUUAUGGUCAGUGCUCAUGUCUUCUUAUUCUUGUAAUGUCUAGAAAGGGACACAAGUAUACUUAGCAAAUGCCAGUGAGUGCAUUAGUCACGCCCGCAGCAGUCCAACACAAGGAGCUGGCAUGAGCUGAGGAAGGUGUAUAGAGUACAUAUCACUAUCUAGUACGGUGCAAAUUGGUUUCAACCCCAGUAACUAGGUGAAUUUCCACUUUUCUUUGCUCUUAAUUUAGAGCGUGGGCUCUAGGAAUAUCUAUAGGCCUUGUAGGCCUCUGGUCAAGGCCUCUCUUUGACAUGCUGACUCUGAACUGAGGGCUAGUUCGGCUAGCACAUUAAAUGUGACGAGAGUGGCAGCCAUAGAGAAAUACAGUCUACUUCAGGCCUGGGUGGUUAAAUGUCUCAAUGUAAGUAGGCACCAUUACUAUUGGCUGCACAUCCAUUUUGUUCAGCAAAGGCAUGGCCAAGGUUAGUAUUACGUUCUGUUCUUGCAAUGUUGACGCAGUGCAAGAAAUGGCUUCUAUAACAAUGUUUUCACUGUAUACAAAUAAAACAAAAAUCUACCAAAAAAUAAAAUAAAAAUAAAUAAUAGAUUUUUAACUACCAGAUAUUAGAAUUCUGAAAUGAGAGGGGUUUUCCUAGCUCAGCAUGCAGAGUCCAGUACUGCUCAUCAUGUGCCUGUGAUGACCUCUAACCCAGCAUGCAAAAACAUGUACCCAGUCUGUGCUGGGUUAAAGGUGCCUCAUGCCCCAGACACACACACACACACACACACACAAACAAACAAACAGAUUCAGUAGCAACUUGAUCCACAAACACACAAAAGUUGAUUAUUACCAAAGUCUGUACACACGAGAAUCCAGCCGAACAAUUUCAAUAUCUCGGAGGAUGGCGGUCCUCUUUGGUUUUUUUGUCCUCACUGUGACUAGGGUUCAUCACAAAGAACAGUUGUCUCGAUUUUAAAUGAUGUCCUUCACUUUGAUUGUUCAAGUACAAGACCGGGGUACCUAUUAUUAAUCAGCUGCAUGCGUUUUAUUAAGGACCAAUGUAUGGAACAGCUAGAAAUGUCUAAAGACAGUUUGAGGCGUAGGGCUACACUGAAUGGGCAUGAUUAUAUAAGGCUCCCUCAUACUCUAGAUUGAGACCAUUGCACUUUGCGUUUGAAAUAGUCAUCUACUCAUAUCUACUUAGGAUUUUAACGAUUAGCCAAUUAUCAGCCGAGAUGACAUGAAGCCUGUCUUGCUUUCGCAGUUUUCAUAGUUUGAAUGAUGAAUAACGUUUAGAAUGUUAUGAAGUAGACAGAGGCUAUGCUGCUAAAUACAAAUAUAUUCUACACUUCAUUUAAAGACCUAUAUUUUCAUUUAUUGGAUUAUCGAGCUAGUUUCAUAUUAGGAGAUGUUCAAGCACAUUAGACUUAAAUAUUUGUCUGUACAAAGCCAAAUUUAAUGCUAGAAUGAGAUUGCAGUACUAUACAGGAAAAAUAGCUUCAUUUUUUAAAUCAGUUUGAGGCUGGUGUCCCACUUCCACACAAAACAAAUCACUCACUACAAUGAGCUCUACAUGCUGGGCUACAGCUGCCCUGCAGACCAGUGAACUGGUUUUACGAAGGUUGAAUUUAUUUUUGUAAGUGACUGGUGAGUACAUGUGCAUUUGUUAGUAUGUUUGUUUGUUUUUUCCUCUUUCAAAUGUCCGUGUUCGUUUCGUUCCAUUCAGGUCGUGCGUGACGUCGUUAAAUCGUAAUGAGGAGCAAUCGCUGAACAAUUGAUCAUUUCUGUGUUUUCUCCGUAUUUCUGAUUUUCAGUGGUGAAGGAAGGUCUCCAUAGUCUCUUGAUUGGUUUUGAACCUUGAUUUGACAGUUACUUCAUCUGUUGCAUGGGAAGAAGGUGGCAUAUAUGAACUGCAUGUCGUAGGUUAUGUGUAUCAUGGACUGUUGGUAUGUUCUGCUAAUUUUACAUACAUAUAUGCAAAGAGUUUGUCUGCACUGUACAGUUUGUGUUUGUUGUAUACACAGAUACAACAUAUUGAAUAAAAUAUUUAUAUAAAGGUGUA